AUGAGCGACAUCCAAAUUGCCACAGGGCUCGCGGUGUUGAUCAGCGGCUACCACGAACUACCUCGCAUUUCAGCUUAUCAUUGGAUGAUAGUUGUCUACACUGCCUGGUUCUCAUCCGUGGCGCACCUUGCAGCACUAUCCCACCUCCGAACCUACUACGCAAACCACCCGGAACGCUUCAUGUGGAGACUGGUAUUGAUCUUCUGCGUCGUCACAAUGCUGAGCGUCGCCAUGUUUAUCAACACCCCAAUCAAGGUGAAGAUGGACGCUUCCGACGGAACCAAACUCACCGACUAUAGGGCAAUUUGCUUGUUCAACGAGUCGAGACUUUCAAACGGGAGCGUGCCUGAAAUAGCAAUGCUCGCAGACACGACCUUUUCAGUGUCCAUGCUGGUAUUUGGCCUGAUCAUCAGAACGGUGAAGAUGAGCCGUGGGGUUUUUCGUUGGACCUAUUUUUACAGGUCGUGUGUACGAUCCAAGUUAGCCAUCAUUGUCAAGGGUGAGGGCGUUGGCCUGCGUCGAAGACUGGGUCAUCAUUUGUAUACGCUAUUUAUCGCUCGUCCAAUGGCUGUCUCGUGGAUAUUGGGGCGCUUGUAUUUGGAGCUGUGCAGCUCAUUUCUUGCUGAGGUCGCUUGGGUCGUGAUCACGGCAUCGUGGGGGCUCAAACAACUGCUAUUGAUACGAGCAGAAGGCCCCGAGGAUGAGAACAGUUGGAGCUUUGGGCAAGUUGCCGCCGUGGUGCUAUUUAUAAGCCCAUUAUGCCUAGUCUUCGAGCAGUUCUUCAAUCCAGAACCAGCAGACGCUGCAAAUCCUAGGCGCAGUGGCGCUACGACAACUCGCUCCGAUGGAAUUCUCGAAAUACAGCCCUCAGAACCAGACUUAGAAGACUCGCACGUGCGACGAAAGCCCAUCGAAUGGAUCAGAUUGGUACACAUCUCCGCAUGCUGGGAUGCCCCAUCCUCUCGAGCAACGGUGCAUCUGUUCGUCGGCUUCAAUUUCCUGCUGAUGGUCUACGCGUUCAACGACUACGUGGUGUUCCGGGCAUUCGUAAAGAUGAUGACAUGGUUCUUUGUGUAUCAACCAAUCCAGGCGGCCCUCGUUCUUCUGCUGGGCAUGGAGCUGGAGCAGACGGAGCUCUGGGCGCAAAGCCACACACUUAGACGCGCAACUGUCGUCGCUCUUAUAAUUGCGUGUUUAUUUGGCACCAUCGGAAUUUUCUUGCCGUUUUGGGAGGCGCCCUUCACGCACCUUUACGUCUGCCCUUGGGAAAUAGUACCGGUGUGCCUUGACUAUUUGAUGGUUGGGGUUGUGGUACUGCAGUUUGGCGUCUAUCUGCUUAUUUACAUGGCGAGAAACUCUUCGAGAGCAUUGCGCUCGGGAGGGUAA
Messenger RNA from Colletotrichum gloeosporioides, 1386 nucleotides. RefSeq lists its product as uncharacterized. NCBI's taxonomy places the organism in Eukaryota, Fungi, Ascomycota, Sordariomycetes, Glomerellales, Glomerellaceae. The record is from RefSeq and is a predicted model, not a curated record. The transcript has 4 exons. Bases 1 to 1386 code for a protein of 461 amino acids.